CGCCGCGACGUCGACUUCAGCCUACGCUUUGCCUCUGCAUCUGUGACCUCGUUCUCGACCAUAGCAUUUCACCUCUCCCUCAUAUCCUUCAAGCUACUGACAAUCUCCUCAAACCGCAGGCAUGGGGCUAGAAGCGACAAUGAUCGUGGUCGACAACAGCGAGAGCAGCAGGAAUGGAGAUUAUGUACCAUCACGAUGGGAAGCCCAAGCCGACGCUGUCAACCUCAUCUUCUCCGCGAAGACCAACGCGAACCCCGAAUCCUCCGUUGGACUUAUGAGCAUGGGCGGAAGCCAACCCGAGAUCCUCACGACACUGACGACGGAUGUGGGCAAGAUCCUUGAUGGUCUCCACAGGACGAAGAUAAAAGGAAACUCUCACUUCUCUAUUGGAAUCAACGUGGCGGCGCUUGCCCUAAAGCACCGACAAAAUAAAUCCCAGAAACAACGCAUCAUCGUCUUCACCUGCAGUCCCAUCGACGAAGACGAGAAGUCGCUCAUCAAGCUAUCCAAGCGCAUGAAGAAGAACGGCAUCAGCAUUGACCUAAUCGCAUUCGGAGAGCUCGGAGAAGACAACACCAAGAAGCUCGAGGCGUUCAGCGAGAACUGCCAAAGCGCCGAAGGAUCCCACCUCGCGGUUAUUCAACCUAGCUCCAAUCUCCUUAGCGACUCCAUCAUUACAACACCGAUACUGGCUGCGGAGGGCGUUGGUGGAGGUGCAGGAUCAGGAGGCGCAGCUGGCGAGGGUGGAGAGAGCGGCGGUAACAGCUUUGAGUUUGGCGUAGAUCCUUCAAUGGACCCCGAGCUUGCGUUGGCGUUGCGGAUGAGUUUCGAGGAGGAGAAAGCCAGACAGGAGCGGGAGAAGAAGGCAAAGGAAGCUGCAGAGGGAAAGACAGAGCUGGAGAACAUUCCGGAAGGAGAUGAAAAGCAGCCGCUGCUCGACAAGGACGACGAGCCGAGCGGGAGUGGCAGUGGUAGCAAGGGGGCCGACAAGAAGGACAAGGGAGAUGACUCAGACAAGAUGGAUACAGCAUGAUCGUGGCGUUGGUGGGCUCUUGUGCGUGCAUAGGCGACAUAGAGGCAUCGGCGUUUGCUGUACAUUAAGUUCCUCAUGGUAGGCGCUCAGUCAUCACAUAAUGAAGAAAUGUGAGCUUUGAAUCCUUCAUGUCCAGCCUUUAGAAUUGAUCUUCCAAGAAUCUGUCCUAUGCACUCCCAUCUAGCCGCAACCCUCCUACAUGGGUGUUGAGACUUAUGAAAUGUGAACUCUAAACCGACCCGGUCAAAAUACCAGUCCCCAACGCCGAUGGACACCCGUGGACCACUUGAACCCCAAGAUUCAGCCCCACAGCAAUGUUGAUAUGCCUACUGCCAAAGCUCUCAUGUCAGAGAGUCCACCCGAAACCUCCGCUUCCUCAUCAACAUCCUAUACUCUUCGCCGUCAUCGCAGAGGACCAUCUGGCACUCCCUAUUCUCAAAGUCCUCGCCGUUGAUAACCUGUUAUGUUCCGGUCCUUUAGCUCCCAG
This is a messenger RNA of Mytilinidion resinicola, 1520 nucleotides long. RefSeq lists its product as uncharacterized. Gene Ontology annotation, biological process: proteasome-mediated ubiquitin-dependent protein catabolic process. The transcript is spliced from 4 exons. The record is from RefSeq and is a predicted model, not a curated record. The coding region runs from base 122 to 1033 and encodes 303 amino acids. Gene Ontology annotation, cellular component: cytosol; nucleus; proteasome regulatory particle, base subcomplex. Lineage: Eukaryota; Fungi; Ascomycota; Dothideomycetes; Mytilinidiales; Mytilinidiaceae. Gene Ontology annotation, molecular function: polyubiquitin modification-dependent protein binding.